GUGUGGCGCGCGGAAGUGGCGCAAGUCGAGCGGCCAUUCGCUGGAGCGGGAAUCGGGGGCGAGCCGAAAAAUGAGUAAAUCAUUGACUCCAAAAUCCUACAUACGCCACUUGAACCGUGGGCUCAUCCAAGAACUGUCAGACAUGCUGGAUCCACAAGAUGGGUGGAAGAAACUAGCAGCAAACAUAAAAAAGCCUACCGGAGAGCCAAGAUACAGCCAGUUACAUAUAAGGAGAUUUGAAGGAAUUUGUAUGGGCAAAAGUCCUACUGCAGAACUUCUGUUUGACUGGGGAACAACUAAUGCCACAGUCCAUGACUUUGUGGAAAUCCUGAUUCAAAAUCAUUUUCUAGCUGCAGCUAGCUUGCUGCUUCCAGAAAGAGUACCAUUGGCUAUACCAUCUUGCUCAUUAGCUGAAAAAAUUGACAUCUCUAUUUGUGACUCUGCAUAUAAGCCAAUGCUACAGAUCUCCAAUAAGGAAACUGCCUGUCACUAUCCAGACAGCAGCACUGAGAAAGAGACUGUCUUACUGGGGAACAGUUCAACUCCACCGGUGAACAGUUCAACUCCACCAUGUCCAUCUUAUAAUUGCUCAGAAACUAAUCUUCACAAUUUCAGCUAUUAUGAGUUGAUGCAGAGGACUGGUAACUUUGAUGACCGUCCAGUAGUGGGCGGUGGCAGUAAGAUUGGUGAGGGAGGGUUUGGAGUUGUCUACAGAGGCUACAUAAAUAGCAGAAUGGUGGCUGUGAAAAAAUUGACAGCAGCACUUGAUCAGCAUAAUGUCAGUAUGGGAGAGUUGAAACUUCAGUUCAGUCAAGAAAUUAAAACUUUGGCAAAACUUCAACAUGAAAACCUGGUUGAGUUACUUGGUUUUUCCAAUGAUGGGGAACACCCCUGCCUGGUAUAUGCCUACAUGCCUAAUGGGUCAUUAUUAGACAGAUUAGCAUGCCUGGAUAACACAGCUCCACUUUCUUGGAAUGCAAGAUGCAGUAUUGCUCAGGGUACAGCAAAUGGAUUAAAAUAUUUGCAUGAAAAUAAUCAUAUCCAUCGUGAUGUUAAAAGUGCAAAUAUCUUGUUGGAUGCUAUAUUUGUUCCUAAGAUUUCAGACUUUGGACUUACUCGAGCAUCAUCACAUUUAACACAAACAAUGUUAACUGAGAAAAUUGUGGGCACUACUGCAUACAUGGCUCCAGAGGCAAUGCGUGGGGAAAUUACAUCAAAGUCAGAUGUUUUUAGCUUUGGCAUAGUCUUACUAGAAAUAAUUUCAGGACUUCCACCAGUUGAUGAACAUCGUGAUCCCCAAUUAUUGCUUGAUAUCAAAGAAGAAAUUGAUGAUGAAGAAAUGUCUGUUGAAGAUUAUAUUGACAAAAAGAUGGAGCAUUGGGACUCUGUGGCAAUUGAGAAAAUGUAUUUAAUUGCAAGUCAUUGUUUAAAUGAAAAGAAGAAUAAGAGACCAGAUAUUACAACGGUAUAUGAUUCAUUACAAGAGAUCCCUUCAGUUGUUUCGAAAUGAGCUGAAGCUUGGACCCUCUGAAACUGCUUGCAACAAACGUGUUAUUCAGCGCGCAGUACAAACUUUGCACCUUGUUAGCUACAGUAUUCUGGAGUAAACGUGUGUGUGUGUGUGUGUUUAUUUGUUGUAGGUCCACAUAUUCUUUGUAUCAUAUCUUAACAAUUCAGGCAUGCAUCUUGACAUCAUCGCGAUGUUUCGUUCAACGGGUGCGCGCCAGAGUCAGCUGCGCGCCCGCCCACCGAUAAUUGAUAGGCCUAUUAAGGCCAUUAACGAAUUAAUUAAAGUUUACGGUUGGCGGGCAGGUGAAAAGGCCAA
Messenger RNA from Carcharodon carcharias (great white shark), 1825 nucleotides. It is a transcript of the gene irak3, whose product is annotated as interleukin-1 receptor-associated kinase 3. The coding region runs from base 71 to 1510 and encodes 479 amino acids. NCBI's taxonomy places the organism in Eukaryota, Metazoa, Chordata, Chondrichthyes, Lamniformes, Lamnidae. The transcript is spliced from 12 exons. Gene Ontology annotation, biological process: protein phosphorylation; signal transduction. The record is from RefSeq and is a predicted model, not a curated record. Gene Ontology annotation, molecular function: ATP binding; protein serine/threonine kinase activity; magnesium ion binding.